This is a messenger RNA of Entamoeba invadens IP1, 951 nucleotides long. Its product is annotated as leucine rich repeat containing protein BspA family protein. The transcript has 2 exons. The annotation marks the transcript as partial. NCBI's taxonomy places the organism in Eukaryota, Evosea, Mastigamoebida, Endamoebidae. The record is from RefSeq and is a predicted model, not a curated record.
AUGAGUCAACUUGAUAGCUACAGUUUAAUGAUUGUAACUAAAUAUUUUGAUACAAUAGAAGACUUUAUUAAUGUCGAGUUUGUCAAUAAGAAGUUUCGCUUUAAUUUAGAUAAAUUCCAUUUCAACCCUAUAAGGUUAACAAAGAAGACUUUGAAGUAUUUUUCUCAUAUAGAAACACUGAACGUGUGGUCUAAAGACGAUGAACAUUUUGGGAACAAUGUUAUUUGUACGAUCGACUUAUCAAGUAACUUCACAAUAAAAAGUGCAGACAUUCCACAAAUCAAAAUAAGGCACUUGGAAUUUUCUCAAAACACCACAAACACAAUUUUUAGCGACAAAGACGCAACAGAAGAACUCACCAACACAGCCGAAAAAGUAGAAAAAAAAGAAGAAGUCGAACAAUCAAAAAAUUCAAAUCAACACAAAAAUAAUUCUGAUGGUAAAUAUCUUCAAAUACAAAAUUUUGAAUGCGAGAAGAAGACAAUUUUCAAAUCGCACUUUCUAGCGCAAAAAAAACAUCUUCAUGAAGUCCAAAAUUUGCAAUUCACUUCAAACGAAGACACAAACGCCACGCAAAACAUUCAAAACAUCGAAAAAACAGACAGACAACUGUACGGAUCAACAAUUCCAACAAACGUCACUAUUCUUGGCAAAGAAUGUUUUGCGAAAAGUCCGAAUACAUCGCUUGUAGUACCAGAUAGAGUCUAUUUUCUCUCAGAAUUCUGCUUUUUGGAUUGCAACAACUUGCGUGAAAUUGUCCUUCCAAAGUCACUUUCUUUCAUCAGCAAAAGCGCGUUUUAUAAUUGCACUUCACUCACUGAAAUUACAGUCCCCCCACGGGUCUCGUCAGUUUCUGAUUACACGUUUUACUCGUGCGAGUCGUUGCAAAGAUUUACAGUGCCAGAGCAAGUGACGUCGAUUGGGAAUUACGCGUUCAGUUGUUGUUAUAAU